CGAAGUCUUUGGUCAUCAGCUGACACUGACCUCUGGCGGAGAUAACGAACUGCAGGGUGCAAUAAUAAGAUGUGUUAUUUGUUAUUGAUAUUAUUGCAAAUUAAUUGUCGGGGUUUAUCAAUCGAUUCGAUGUUUUGAAAGUCAAAGUACAUAAAACACAGCCACACUGUAUAUUAUUUGUGUUCUAAGCUUCAUCUAAUUAAAUUCAUCAGCCCUAAAUAUGAUCAGUUUGGGAUCGUAUGAAUACAAUCCAGCUGAUGUUUUGGGUAAUGGGGCAUUCGCAAUUGUUUAUAAAGGGAGAGUUAAAAAUAAUCCAGAUGAACCUGUAGCAAUAAAAAUCAUGUUAAAGGACCAAAAUGUCCUUAAAUCAAAGACGCUUCUUAGUAAAGAAAUAUGUGUUUUGAAGGACCUCAACCACGAAAAUAUCGUCCGACUAUAUGAUCAUAACAUAUCUAGUAAUGGGGUCUAUCUGGUGAUGGAGUACUGCAAUGCUGGCGAUCUUUCUGAAUAUUUACAAGCUAAGCGUACUCUGCCUGAGGAUACAAUUCGUCAUUUCCUAAUACAAAUUGGCUCGGCCAUGGAUGCCAUGAAUAGAAAAGGUUUUAUGCAUAGAGACUUAAAACCAGGCAAUAUUUUGUUGAGUCAUUGCAGGGAUUGUGGUCACCAUGUCACUUCUAUUCCUGGUUAUCUUCUAUCUUUCAAGUUAGCUGACUUUGGUUUUGCCAGGUUUUUACAAGAUGGGAUGAUGGCAGUAACCAUGUGUGGAUCACCUAUGUACAUGGCUCCUGAAGUACUGAUGUGUCGUAAAUAUGAUGCUGUAGCAGAUAUUUGGAGUAUGGGCAUAAUUGUUUAUCAGUGUUUAACUGGUAAGGCUCCGUUUUAUGCCAACACUCCAGAGGCGUUAAAAAACAUAUAUGAAAAAACAGCUUGUCUUAGACCGAAAAUCCCUGUUACAACUAGUAAAGCACUACAGGAUCUUCUCCUGAAAAUGCUUAUUCGUAAACCAUCUGAUAGAAUUGAUUUUCAAAAUUUCCUGAAUCAUCGAUUUCUGCAUCAACGACAUUUUGAACCUCGAGCUGGUUCUGGUCCAGAGUCGUCUGCACCACGAUCAUCUAUCGCCCCUACUCUACCCAGUCGUAAUAGACCAACGGUUCGAGGUCCAGGGAUUACAGUUCUUGGUCAAGGAACCGGUGAAGGUCCAUUCUUUAUUGCUCCACAAGAUGGUAAUCGUGCAAGAGAUAAAACACCUCAAGGAAAACCUUCAACUAAUCCACCUGGUUCAUCAAAUGAUCCUCGUGAAUGGACUAAUCCAACACAUUGGUCAAAUAAUAAUACCAAUAUUAAUCAGUUGAACAGACAACAACCUUUAUCUGGAACAAAUUCACCAUCAUCACAAGGCACAACUGAUUUUAAUUCAUUCUAUCCACAACAUACUGGUACUGGUAUUAGUAGACCGUUCAAUAAUUAUGAUGAUCCAAGCUAUGGUCUAGACGAUAUCGAUGAUGAAAUGACCAAGACUACAGUGGAUGAAUAUAUUGAAGAUGAAUUAGAUGCAUCUAGUUCAUCACCAGUUAGCGAUCAAAAUCACUUGCCUAAACUACCAUCAGCUAAACCACGUGAUUUUAUGCCUACUGAUUCUAAUAAAUAUGCUACAGAUAAUCAUCGAAAUAAUGUUAAUGCUAAUUUUUAUAGUCCCAGUCAACAACACCAACAACAACAACAACAACAGUAUGGAUUGAACAAUUAUCGACCAACAGUACCAAUGGGACAGGAUGGACCUAAUGUAGAACAACAAAGAUCAACUGCACAUCGAUGUUGUACUAGAUAUGAUCAACGUGGAGUGUGUAUGAAUGCUGAAAUGGAAUACGGUGAACCACCGCUUGAAGAUUAUGUUAUUGUUAAUUCAGAUGGUUCAGAAGUUCCACGUAUAGAUCGUGAACGAUUACGUCAACUAAAUCAACCAACUGAUCCACUUUCACAUAUGAGUAACAUUGGUCGAAUUGUUCGUAAUCCUGGUGCAUAUCUUACGCAUAAUACUGAUAAUCAUGUGCAACGUAGAGGUAUGACAGAUAUUGGUCCACUUCCAGAUGUGACAAUUGGUACACAUACAACAGAUAAACAAUAUCAUCAAUCAUCUAACGAUAAUCAUAAUAAAAAUCCAUCUACCAUUUUAAAUACCAAUGAAAUUUCACAUGAUGUAAACAAUAAAUUAGCUGAUCAGUAUCUUCAUCAGUUAUCAGUUAAUCCUAGAAAUUCUCCAAUUAGUGAGAAAUAUAUAACUCGUCCUAUAUCAGAACCAAUCAAACCAUCUGGUGAUGAUUAUACAAGAGAUCAACCCCAUGGAACGCAAAUUAAUGAAGGGAAUAUGUCAUCACUCCCUCAUCAUAAUAUUGAACCGAAAAUUUCCAAUAUGGAACCUACGAUGAGUAAUGUAAAUUCGGCGAAAACUGGAACUACAUUACAACAAUUGAAUUAUCCAACUGGUAAUAGACAAUUUGUUCAUCCGUCUGGUUUACAAACUAUUACUGUUCAAGGUGUUGAUUGUGUUUAUCCUGUAAUCGCUGCAGGUAGAAAUUUUGAAAAUGAUUUAACAUCUGGUGGUUUAUGGGAAGCUGCAGAAUUCUCCGAUGAAAUUUUAAUGGAGUCUGAACAUAAUGAAGAAAUUAAGAAAAUCACAAUGGUGUUAGAAUUAUGUGAAUUAUUAGCAGAAUUGGCCGAACGUCGUGCAUCUGCACUGGCCGAUUGUACUCCAACACGUAUUGUACAUACAGAUAAUGAAGAAAAUACGACAACAACCACUACUACUAAUACUACUACCACAGAUCCUUCUACUGUCAAUGAUCGUUUAUUGCCAGUGAAUUCAGAUAAUCAACAAACUAAUAAUGUUGGUAAUAAUCAUUGUAUUAGCGGUCACAAUGCCAAUAAUCAUGAUAAUGAGCGUGAAUCAACUAAAAGUUCUCAACAAACACCAUCCACUGCAUUGAAAUUUGUAUCUGAAGCACAAAGAAUUGUUGAACAAAUUGUACUUUAUCGACGUGUUCUUUAUUAUUUGGAAUACGUAUUUGAUCAAGUUAAAAAAGCUUUUCAAAAUGGACGUCUGAAAUCUACACCCACUGCACGAAAGCGUUUAGUCGCUUGUAAUACAUUGUAUCAUCGGUGUUACAUCCGACUAAGACAAUUAGCAAGACAAUCACGUCGUGAAGAUUUAAUUGAACCAGUUGGUAGACUUUUAGCGAAUAUUACAGCUAAUCGUUUAAUAUUUCAAUAUGCACUAGAUCAAUGUUAUGCUGCUGAAAUGGAUGAGUAUAUUGGUGAAAUUGCAUUGUCUCUUCAACGAUAUAAAGCUGGUGUCACUUUAAUUCACGGCCUAUGUCAACAUGCUAAAUCACAAAGAGAUAAAACGUUAUUAUCUGAUUGUAUGCGAUUAUUAAGAGAACGAUAUGCUUGUUUAUGGUCGACUGCAACGAAACCAAAUCAACAAGCAGUACAUUAUCAACCUGACACAACAAUCCCAGCAACUGCGACAACUACACCAACAACUCAAUGUCCUAAUAAUAAUACUAAUAAUAAUCCUACAAAUAUUCUUUUACCAUCGAAUAAUCUACCGGAUCCUGCUUUGAUCAAUCCAUCAGCCAUAGUAAAUAAUACCAAUUGAUGCAUUAUAUAUUAUCCAUGACUGAUUGAUUGUGCAUCGAUCAUCAUCAACUUGAUGGCAACAUGAACUACUGAUGUACACUUACGUAC
Schistosoma turkestanicum is the source of this 3744-nucleotide messenger RNA. NCBI's taxonomy places the organism in Eukaryota, Metazoa, Platyhelminthes, Trematoda, Strigeidida, Schistosomatidae. The record is from the annotation of a GenBank genome assembly.